This is a messenger RNA of Vombatus ursinus (common wombat), 2082 nucleotides long. RefSeq names its product sodium-dependent serotonin transporter-like. Gene Ontology annotation, biological process: serotonin uptake; sodium ion transmembrane transport. The transcript has 15 exons. The record is from RefSeq and is a predicted model, not a curated record. Lineage: Eukaryota; Metazoa; Chordata; Mammalia; Diprotodontia; Vombatidae. Gene Ontology annotation, cellular component: membrane; neuron projection. The coding region runs from base 1 to 2082 and encodes 693 amino acids. Gene Ontology annotation, molecular function: serotonin binding; serotonin:sodium:chloride symporter activity.
AUGGCGCCACCUAGCUGCCCUUGUUCUCAGAGAGGCACCAUCUACACAACAAGAUCCAGGAUCCUAAGAUCUUCCGAAAAGCAAUUAAAUCAGCCUGACGAGCAUUUCUGCAGCCUCUGCUAUGGACUAGGUGUCCUGCCUGAGCCUCUCUGUAAAAUCUCAGCCCAUCGGGCAGUACUUCUGAUGCAGUCCUUUCAGGCAGAAGAGCCAGUAAUCCCAGAAGGGCCACCAGAUUCCCUGACAAGAGCAGGUGGCCACCUGGAGACUCACACAGGUGGGAGCCAGCUGCCUCCAGCCUGGGCACCCAGCCAGCCCAGGCUCCCCUUUGGGCCAAGCUCCCAGAGGCCCAGGGCCUCACCAUCCUGCCUCUUCCCAGGCGCCCUCUCCUCUCCUCCUUCCAGAGGGCGGAGAGUCCUGGAGAUUGAGAAGUCAGGCGGCCUGCAGGAUCCAGGAGGCAUCCGUUGGCCGCUUCUGCUAUGCCUCUUCCUCAUCUUCACAACUGUCUACUUCAGCCUGUGGAAAGGAGUGAAGACUUCGGGGAAGGUGGUGUGGCUCACUGCCACUUUCCCCUACCUGGUACUCUUCAUCCUCCUGAUCCGAGGAGUCACCUUACCUGGAGCCUGGAGAGGCAUCGUCUUCUACCUCCAGCCCAACUGGGAGAAACUGCUGAGCACAUCAGUCUGGGUCGAUGCUGCAGCUCAGAUCUUUUUUUCUCUGGGUCUUGGAUUUGGAGUCCUGCUUGCUCUGUCCAGUUACAACCAGAUUAAUAACAACUGCUUCAGGGAUGCGCUUAUCACCAGCAUGGUGAACUGCUUGACCAGCUUCCUCUCCGGGUUUGUCAUCUUCACUGUCCUGGGCUACAUGGCUGAGAUGAGGGACAUCGAAGUAGAAGAAGUGGCAAGGGACAAAGGUCCCAGCCUCCUCUUCAUCACUUACCCCGAAGCCACUGCCAAUAUGGUGGGAUCCACAUUCUUCUCCAUUGUGUUUUUCCUCAUGAUGAUCACCUUGGGAUUAGACAGCACUUUUGGGGGCCUGGAGGCCAUCAUCACAGCUUUGAUAGAUGAAUAUCCACAGACCCUCACCCAAAGGAGGGAACUCUUGGUCCUGGGCCUGGUGGCUGUCUGCUUUCUGGGCUCACUUGCCACGCUGACCCAAGGAGGUGCGUAUGUGAUCAAGCUUCUGGAAGAAUUUGGUGCUAACUGCUCCAUUCUGGCUGUGGUGUUCUUGGAGGCGAUUACUGUUUCUUGGUUUUAUGGGAUUCAGCAGUUCUGUCAUGAUGUGAAGGUCAUGCUUGGCUUCAGCCCAGGCCUGUUUUGGAAGAUAUGCUGGGUAGCCAUCAGCCCUGCCUUCUUAGCAUUUUUAAUCAUCAGCUCCCUUCUGGACCAGUCUCCUCUUGUGCUGUUUGACUACCACUAUCCAGACUGGAGCAUCUCCAUUGGACAUCUGAUUGGCACUUCAUCAUGUAUCUGUAUCCCCAUCUACAUGGUCUACAAACUUAUCUGGACACCUGGAUCUCUCAAGCAGCGCCUGGAGGUUUGUCUGAGACCGGAGAAGAAGCCAAGUCAAAGCCAGCCACCUGAUUCCAUCUGCCUGCAUGCUCUUCCCACCAGACAUGCUGCAAAUGCUCCCGUCCAAUCAGCGUCUGCACUAAGAGCGGCAUCUGCUGCGCUCCAGAAACGCUUCUGGAAGAACAGAGCGCCCAACGAGGCUGUUAGUGGUAGAACGCGACGAGAAAGCGCCAAUCAAAGACGCCAGCUGGGGUGGUGGGCGGGCCCUGCGUCUCCUCCAUUCUUCCCGACGGACUACGCCAGGGCUCGUGAUACCCCAGGGCGGGGCAGGAGGGAGAAGAGCGUUUACAACUAUAGGAAGGAUCCUUUAGGGCGGGUCUCAAAGGAGAAGCCAAUCAUAAGGGCCCACUCGGGGCUGUCAGAGGGCCUAGCGGAGGAGGUAGCGCGGCGAGAAGAGGCAGUCCUCGAGGCAGGGGCGUGGUCUCCGCUCUGGGCGGAAGUCCCGCCCCCAGAAGCCGGCAUCGGUGGCGGCGGCGGCGGCGGCGCGCACUGGGGUCUGAGGCGAUGCAGCUGA